This is a messenger RNA of Aspergillus pseudotamarii, 888 nucleotides long. RefSeq lists its product as uncharacterized. The transcript has a single exon. Bases 156 to 662 code for a protein of 168 amino acids. NCBI's taxonomy places the organism in Eukaryota, Fungi, Ascomycota, Eurotiomycetes, Eurotiales, Aspergillaceae. The record is from RefSeq and is a predicted model, not a curated record.
UCACGACGUAUUUCUUAAGGUUGAUUGUCCGUUAGCUGCUUAGCAUCUUACCUCGCAAGUCCCUCUCCUCUUAAAUGUCCAAAUGACAUUCACCCAUUCCCAUCUGGACCUGAUCGAUAUUUCCGGCACGAACGAUCUGUUUCAGAUCGCGCAUCAUGGGAUUCCAGCCGAGUCCCGAGGAACAAUUCGCUGGAAUCACACAUAUUGACGAUAAGUCAUACUCUUUGAAUUCUACCGAGCUUGCAGUACCUAGCUCGGACUGGAAUGAUAUACAUCUAAAAGCACUUCGCGUAGUUUUGCUCGAGUGCGAAAAUGAGAGAUAUUCUUCAAGCGUUCUUGUCCAGGAAGUGGCAGAACUAUUAGGUCAGGUGAUGGAGCACGCCACUCAGGUAGGGGGUUGGAGAGACCAGGAGGCGUUCGUACUGAGCAUGCAUGGUACGCAUCUGGGGUUGACUACAGCGCACUUUUCAGCUGCGUAUCUAGCGUACGUCAACAGCUCGAUGAUGCCGCAAACCGAGAGGCUGUGGGUCAGGCGUUCCGAAGCAUUUGACCUAAAAACCCGGUCAGGGCGGGCCCGCGCUUUGCAACUCUCUAUCGGUAUCUUUGAAUACCUCCGAAGCGGUAGCGCUGAGAUAGGCUUGCUGCAGACAAUUUUUCAAUAAUUGUUUGCAGCCAUUAAUGGUUUCCUUUGUUAUCACCCAGCAGCCUUAGUAGGCCAAUGAUCAGCCUUAAGGCCUCCUUCCGCCGGUCACGUUGACGAAGAUCGUAAGAUUCAGAAUGAUACACUCGAAGUUUCUCGCUUGGAAACCUCCCCAAAAUCAAGCCACUCAAGUAAGCAGAAGAUAUAGUUGCCGUGCUGAACUGUAACGCCGUUUUGUCUAUACGUAA